Molecule: messenger RNA, 1528 nt
Organism: Nomia melanderi (Alkali bee)
Lineage: Eukaryota; Metazoa; Arthropoda; Insecta; Hymenoptera; Halictidae
Product: formylglycine-generating enzyme
Biological process (GO): protein oxidation
Cellular component (GO): endoplasmic reticulum
Molecular function (GO): formylglycine-generating oxidase activity
Source: RefSeq, a predicted model, not a curated record
UCCGUCAAUUGGUUUAGUUUCGUUUCGUUUCGUUUUCUUUACUGCCGGAUUGGUUAUCGCCUGCCGUAGUUCUAGGACAGAGCGAUGCAAUUUGCCGUGUCUAAUAACGUAAUGUGACGUGAACUGAAGUGUGUUCGACACGACUGUUAGUCUCCGAGCUUUCUCCGUUUCACUCUCGUUAACGGUGAUCGGUUCCUGAUGUUCACAAUCGAACAUUAGGUCUUUACAUUACAAUACGAUCCGCCCGUUUCUCUGUACAAACAUUUCCAAACCAGAAAAUGGGAAAUCUAUUCCGGUUCGUUCUGAACACGCGAUCAACGAGUUUACUGAUAUGCGCAGGCAUUCUCGUUACGUUCUGCUGUGUACCGAGCUGCUCCGAGAACGAUCCGUUAAGCAAACAACAAUGUCAUUGCGGUCAAGAAGCGAGCCGACAAAACCGACAAACGAGACAAUCGAAAGAAACGCAAGGUUAUUGCAAAGCGACGAACGAUGCUUCUCAUUUAUACCGAAAUCAACAUUUCGAUCGUCCGAGAAACAUGGCAAAAAUAGAUGCAGUUACUUUUUCGGUUGGAACAGAUGAUCCAGUGUUUGUCGCUGAUGGCGAAGGGCCGAAACGACAAGUAUAUCUUAAUAGUUUUUACAUUGAUGAAUUAGAAGUAAGUAACCGCGAGUUUGCAGCGUUCGUAGACGCGACAGGAUACCGAACGGAGGCAGAAUUGUUCGGUGAUUCGUUCGUGUUUGGUGGUCUGUUGAAGAACCACGCAGAAGCAAAAGCGCCGGUAGUCGUCGCUCGAGCUCCUUGGUGGUUGCAAAUUAGGAAUGCGAGUUGGAUGCAUCCGGAAGGUCUUGGUUCCAGCUUAUCGGACAGGAUGGAUCAUCCUGUCGUUCAUGUGUCGUGGAACGAUGCUGUUGCGUACUGCAAAUGGUUAGGGAAACGAUUACCGACCGAAGCGGAAUGGGAAGUGGCAUGCCGAGGUGGCCUCUCUGAUAGGUUAUAUCCAUGGGGCAAUAACUUUCUUCCGAAUGGUCGACACAGAGCGAACACGUGGCAGGGUGAUUUUCCGAACAAUAAUACGAGCGAGGAUGGCUACGAGAGUACCUCGCCUGUCACAGAAUUCCCGCGAAAUAAGUACGGGUUACGUAACAUGGUGGGAAAUGUUUGGGAAUGGACAUUCGAUUGGUGGACGAUCGAUGUCGCGAAUCGUGGUGGAUUCAGAAAUCCUAGUGGACCAACGGAAGGCACGGACAAAGUAAAGAAAGGUGGAUCCUACCUUUGCCAUAAAAGCUAUUGUUUUAGAUACAGGUGUGCUGCUAGAAGUCAAAAUACACCUGACACAUCGGCUGGAAAUCUAGGUUUCAGAUGCGCCCUGUCCGCCUGAUUUCCUAAGAAAAGUACCCUUAAAAGUAUCCGAUUUUUUCAAUAAAUUUCACUUUUCUAUAUCUUACAUUGUACUUUUUGUUUCUUUGAUCGCAUUAUCCAAUUUAUGAAAAUUAAUCGGUAUCGAUACACACAUCGAACGAUCCUCGC